Molecule: messenger RNA, 1902 nt
Organism: Tetrahymena thermophila SB210
Lineage: Eukaryota; Ciliophora; Oligohymenophorea; Hymenostomatida; Tetrahymenidae
Product: peptidase C65 otubain protein
Exons: 2
Source: RefSeq, a predicted model, not a curated record
UUGAAGAAAAGUAUCUCAGCCUUAGCUUUAAUUAUCAGAUUUAGUAUUAUUUAAAACAAUUAAAAGAUUAAAAUUCAAUAGACUGACUCUUAGAAAUAUAGUAGAAGAAUGGAUAUUUAAGAAAAUUAGUCGCAAUAAGUUGAAAAACAAGAAAGCUUAUAGAAAUAAGAUGAAAAUGUAGACAAGUUGAAGCAGAUUAGGGCUUCAAUUAAGAGUAUGGAAGUGAAAUAGAUCAAAGAAUUGAGAAGACUUCUUAGAAUUGAAAACUUGCAAAAUGUUGAGGAGAUAACUACUUUAGAGUAUUUAAUGAUGAUUAUGAAUAACAAUGCAUUGAGAAGUGCUUUAGUAUAAUUGUAGAACUAGUAUAAGAUGAUGUAUAGGACUCUAGGAGAUGGAAACUGCUUCUAUAGAUCUAUAAUGUUAAAUAAAGUCUUCUGGCUUGUUGAGUAAAAGAGCUGCGAGCCACUUGAAUAAUUUAUAAUAUAAAUAAAUAACAUUCCUUAAUUGCAAACUAUAUUUUAAACAGUUCCAAUAAACGCUAAUAGCUUAAAAUCUAUUUAUCUAUUGUUCCUAUUCAAAAUUCUCGAAGAUAAAAAGAGCAACAAGUAAUUGAGAAUGCUUGAUAUUAUUAGGAUGUACAAUAGCUUGCCUGAAGUCGACUUCGCGAGUGUUAUUAUAUGCAGAUAGAUGAUCUUCAACACUUAUGAGUCUUUUAAAGUUCAUGACUCUUUUAAAGAUUUUCUAGAUGAUGAUAUGAAAGAAAAGAUAGAAUUCGUACUGUUAAGAUAUUUCUAUGAAGCUCAAUAUGUAAUUAUUCCCUUGGCUGCUCAGACGUUUUAAUGCGAGCUUAAUAUUUAGAAUUUUUAUUAGCCUGAUUAGUAUUCAAGCAAAGUAAAUAUCGAAAAGCUGAAUUACUCACCAAUCGAAGUAGAAAAUAAAGAUGCUUAAAUGCCCAGUUUCAACCUUAUUUAUAAUGGUGGACAUUAUGAGCUAGCUAUUUUGGAUUCUUAAGCUAAAACAGACUUUUACAAAAUAAAUAAACAAAUGAUAUCAUUCAACACUCAAUAUUCAGACUAGCAAUAUUAUUAUUUCAUAUAAAACUUUAUAUAAAGAUAUCAAACAGAAAUUAUAAGAAUGAAUAACAUAGAAGAAAGUGCUUUCUACAAUUAAUAAAAUGGCUCUAACGAAGAAGAAGAAUAUUAAACUCUAGAUUGGUAAAAAUUGCAAAGAAGUGAAGAAUACAGAAGAUAGAAUUAUGAAAAUUAAAAGUUGAAAGUAUUAAUUGAAAAUUUGUAAAAUGAAAACAAUUAGGUGAAACAAUAAGACGACAAGCUACAACAAAAGCAAUAGUCGAACUCUCAAAUAGAUUCUUAAUAAGAAAAAAACUCUAAAAACUAAUAAAAUGAAAUACCUAUUGAACUAGAUGAAAAAAAUUAAGUAAAUAAAACUAAUUAAUAUUAACCAAAAAUUUAACAAAAGUCAUAAUCUUCUUAAUUUGAUUAAAACAAUUAAAAUUUAUAGUUUCAAAAUCUUCCUUCAAAAAAUUCUAUGACCAAUUAAUAGAAUAACUCAGGAGAAAAUGACGUUAAUAAUAUGAAAUAUGACUAAUAAGAUCAGCGCGUAUUAGACUUUUAAAACAUGAAAAGAAUAUGUGUGUAGUGUAAUAAAAAACUUCCAUCCGAUUUUAAAUAUCCUUUUUUUGUUCUCCCUAUGGAUGAAGACAUACCAGAUAAUGUGGUCCUAAGAAUUUGCACUGACUGUUUUAUUGAUCUUGCUAGUAAAUAUCAAAAUGACUAAGAAUUCAUUGAGGUAAAUGGCAAACUAUAUCAAUUAAGUCCAAGAUUAAUUGGCGAAUUAAUUUCAUUCAUUUAAUAAUCAAGUAAAAAGAAUUAAAAAAACUGA